Molecule: messenger RNA, 969 nt
Organism: Argentina anserina (silverweed cinquefoil)
Lineage: Eukaryota; Viridiplantae; Streptophyta; Magnoliopsida; Rosales; Rosaceae
Product: maturase K-like
Biological process (GO): mRNA processing
Cellular component (GO): chloroplast
Source: RefSeq, a predicted model, not a curated record
UUGGAUUGAUAAAAUAAAGGGCUUCUAACUAUCUUGUUAUCCUAUAAAUGAACAUAAACCAACCUAUUGUAUGGAAAGGAAGGGGAGGUUCUAGAGAGAGAGAGCCCGUUGAUGAGUUCCGAGGUAUCUAGUUUAGAAAUACCUUGUUUUAACUAUAUCGUACUAUGUAUCAUUUGAUAACCCCCCAAACCCCCUAUCUUUUUUCUGAUUCAAAUUGAAUUUAAAAUGGAAGACUUUCAAGUAUAUUUCGAAUUAUAUAGAUCUCAGCAACACGACUUACUAUACCCACUUAUCUUUCGGGAGUCUAUUUACGCCCUUGCUCAUGAUCGUGGUUUAAAUAGAUCCGUUUUAUUGGAUAAUGUAGGUUAUGACAAGAAAGCUAGUUUACUAAUUAUAAAACGUUUAAUUAGUCGAAUGUAUCAACAGAAUCGUUUUAUUAUUUCCUUUAAUGAUUCUAAUCAAAAUAAAUUUUUGGGGUACAACAAAAAUUUGUAUUCUCAAAUGAUAUCGGAGGGAUUUGCAGUCAUUGUGGAAAUUCCGUUUUCCCUACGAUUAGUAUCUUCCUUAGAGGAGACAGAAACCAUAAAAUCUUAUAAUUUACGAUCAAUUCAUUCAAUAUUUCCUUUUUUCGAGGACAAAUUUCCACAUUUAAAUUAUGCAUCAGAUGUACUCAUACCCUACCCUAUCCAUCUGGAAAUCUUGGUUCAAACCCUUCGCUACUGCAUGAAAGAUCCCUCCUCUUUGCAUUUAUUACGGCUCUUUCUUUACGAGUAUUAUAGUUGGAAUACUGUUAUUACUCCAAAAAAAUCCAUUUUUGCAAAAAGGAAUCAAAGAUUAUUCUUGCUCCUAUACAAUUCUUAUGUAGGUGAAUACGAAUCCAUUUACUUUUUCUCCGUAAUCAGUCUAAUCAUUUACGAUUAAACUCUUUUAGGAUCUUUUUUGAGCGAAUACGUUUUUAUGAAAAAAUAA